Molecule: messenger RNA, 1695 nt
Organism: Trypanosoma cruzi
Lineage: Eukaryota; Euglenozoa; Kinetoplastea; Trypanosomatida; Trypanosomatidae
Product: ATP-dependent zinc metallopeptidase, putative
Exons: 1
Coding region: 1-1695 (564 amino acids)
Biological process (GO): mitochondrial protein processing; protein-containing complex assembly
Cellular component (GO): m-AAA complex
Molecular function (GO): ATP hydrolysis activity; metalloendopeptidase activity; ATP-dependent peptidase activity
Source: RefSeq, a predicted model, not a curated record
AUGUCCGAUAACCAUCAAUUGGAGUACAAACGUGGUCUGGAGGAUGCCAGGCGUCAUCGCUCCCGCACAGAGGAUAACUGGGUGCGUGCGAGUGUGGGACCAUUACUUUGGUUUGGUGUACCCUUUGCAGUGGCGUGGUUGUAUCUGCGCCGACAGGCACCCGCUAGCGCCAAAAUUAAUCCCUUUGAGGGUAUGAUGGAACAAAUGAUGCCCAUCAAAAAACGACAAUUCCGUGUGGAUGUCAAGGGCACUAAGUUUGAAGAUGUGAUUGGUAUUCCUGAGGCGAAACAGGAAGUGCAGCAGUAUGUGGAAUUCCUCACAAGUCCCAACAAGUUUACACGACUUGGCGCCCGGUUACCGAAGGGGUGUUUACUCACCGGUGAGCCUGGGACAGGGAAAACACUUCUGGCAAAGGCUGUGGCUGGGGAAGCGGAUGUGCCUUUCUUCAGCUGCAGCGGAUCUGACUUCAUUGAGCUGAUGGGGGGCAGUGGACCAAAGCGGGUGCGAGAGUUAUUCGAGGAGGCGCGAAGCUCGGCGCCGGCUAUCGUAUUUAUUGAUGAAAUUGAUGCUAUUGGUUCCCGUGCAGGUAAGAUAGGUGGUUCAGUGAGCAGUGAAGAGAAUCGAACUAUUAACCAACUGUUGGCGGAGCUGGACGGGCUGAAUACGGGCACAGACGCUAUUAUUGUAAUAGCCGCGACCAACUUUCAGGACAACAUCGAUAAGGCACUUCUUCGAGAGGGACGUUUUGACCGGAAAGUAAACAUUGAGAUGCCAGAUAAGGCGGCACGCGUGGAUAUCUUCAAGCAUUAUUUAAAUCGUGUGGGCACUGGUGAUCCCCGUGGACGCAAAGUGGACGAAGAGGGAGAACCACUGCCAACAAAUGAAAACGUGGACAAUCUCGAGCUGGCGAGGGAGUUGGCCGACCUAACCCCAGGCGUUUCGCCUGCAACGAUUGCAACGAUCGUAAAUGAGGCAGCAUUGCAGAGCGGUAUUCGCGAGAAGAGGCUUGUGGAUAAGGAAUCCAUACUGGAGGCGGUGGACAACACACUCGUGGGUCGCAAACAUCGCAAUCGCCAGAGUGUUACCUCUUUGCGAAGGACAGCCAUCCAUGAGGCAGGCCAUGCACUGACUGCUUGGAUGCUUCCUUCUGUAAAGCAGGUGCUAAAGGUCAGCGUUGUGCCACGUGGUCAUGCACUGGGAUACACGCAACGUGCAGGUGCCGAGUAUCAUGAAUAUCAAACAAACGCCACACUCUUGGCGGACAUGGUCGUCAUGCUUGGUGGGCGGGCUGCUGAAGAAACAAUUUUGGGAAACCCGUCUGCUGGCGCCAUGGACGACCUUCAGCGUGCGACAGACCUUGCACUUAAGCAAAUGAUGGCAUUUGGAAUGGAUGCCAACGCUGGUUUGCUUUCGUACCACCCAGAAUCCACACAGGCGGGUCGUAUUUUUGUGAAUUACUCAAACACGGCUCAACGCAUUGCUGAAGAAGAGGCUAAAAAACUUGUUUCGCUUGCUUAUGAGCUUGCUGUGGGAAUUGUCAAGGCGAACAAAGCUAAGUUGGAUGCGAUGGUAACUGAACUUGUUGAUAGGAAAGAACUGUUGACGGGUGACUUGGAACGUUUGUGGGGAAAACGCCCCGUGUCGCCCACGGUGGAGCAGCUUGUGGGGAAGCUUAUGACUUUACAGGGGAAUUAG